Molecule: messenger RNA, 778 nt
Organism: Macadamia integrifolia
Lineage: Eukaryota; Viridiplantae; Streptophyta; Magnoliopsida; Proteales; Proteaceae
Exons: 1
Coding region: 100-618 (172 amino acids)
Source: RefSeq, a predicted model, not a curated record
GACUGAUUGAUACCCAUACAUCAUAGCCAUCCACAGUGCCUGCAAGAAAGUUGAAGACCAUUUUGAAGGCUACAGUGUAUUGUUUUUUCUAUAAUACUAAUGAAUCUGGAAUGGUUAUGGAGUAGACUGAACCAUCCCUUUAGCUUUCAUAGUUGCAGAGAAGAAAGAAUGCCCAGUUUCGGGGUUUUCUCCAUUGGAGGGUGUAUCGAUGGAUGUCGUGAUCAAGCCCAGACCUCAGGACUUGGCACAAGAAUAUGGAACCUGACAGACAAACCUCUUGAGUUGCAGAUAAGGGUAGGAUCCAUAUUGAAGAAGGGUCACACACUCAAGCCAGGUUCUUCAAAGAGACUGAAAUGCAAGAGCAUUUAUAAGGCUUACAUGCCUAGUGUGGUUGGUGGAGGUGGUGGUGGAGGGAUGAAGAGCUUGCUCUACUACUAUGAUGAGACUUGUCAUCCUUAUGUUUGGAUACAAGACAGUGUGAGUGACUUCUCAAGGAUGGUGAAGCAACAGUAUAUAAGCCUUGAAGACUUGAGGGAUUGCUCUGAGAUUAAGGUCUUCAGAGACCAUCAGAGAGGCUCUGUCAUGGUCAGGAAGAAACCCAGACCAGAAUUUUGCUGAUCUAUAUGUACUUUUCCUCAUUUCCUUGCAAUCAGAGUUCUUUCUUUGUAUUGCCUUAUGCAAAUAUAUACAUAUGGAGAAUGGAAAUAUCUUUCCCUUGUAAGUGUGAUGUGUUGGAAUACUAAAAUGUCUCUGAAACACCUUCUUCUUCUUCUUCUAA